Molecule: messenger RNA, 2804 nt
Organism: Mya arenaria
Lineage: Eukaryota; Metazoa; Mollusca; Bivalvia; Myida; Myidae
Exons: 17
Coding region: 400-2328 (642 amino acids)
Source: RefSeq, a predicted model, not a curated record
GGCCUGUUGUAAGUUUUUCGGUAUCGGAAGUAGAGGAUUACCUUAUAUGGAAAAUGCUUAAAAUAGCACAUGACGUAUUGCAAAGGUUACGAUCUACGCACACUUCUGGAGAAAUGACCCGGAAACUGAUGCUUUCUGUCACGGAAAGCUCACGAGAGAGAUUCGAUUCGAAUUUCUUGAGAUUGAAACUGAGAUUUAAGCUUGCUUAGAUAUCAUCGCUGACCAAACUUUAAAUCAAAAUACUACUCGCGCCUUUUUUUUGAAUAUAAUUGUGACUGAAUUAAGUUCCUAGAAUUAUUUAUCGCGUUUUCGCUUGUAUUGUGAAUCGUCAUUUGAUUUCGCGACUUUAUUUUUAAAAAAAAACCAGCAGUAUUUGUCUAUAUUUUCUUUUCUGUCGAGAUGCACAUCCAGGUCGAGGAGCGUGUGUUUUCUUCCAUUGCAGAUUCAAGUGGAUGUCUUGGUAGUGCGCUUGUGGCAGGUGAUUCCAACGUACAUCGUAUCCAAGCAGCGAUUCCAAAUUGGUCCACUAUUCGAUGCCUCCCAGUAUCAGGAGCCAAGUUUGUGAAUGACAAGAAGGGAUUUGUGGCAGUUCUGCAGCUUUCAUUGAAGAAGGAGUUUUACCCAUGUGUCUAUAUUCAUCUUGGCUCCAAUGAUGUUCAAGCCAGAGAGGAUGUGUUUUAUAGGAGAGUCACUGAGGUAUGUGAUAGUAUCCACGAGACGAGUCCGGAAACUGAGAUUGUUUUAUGUUCUAUUCUGCCACGAAAAAAGAAUGACAGACGAGUAUCUUCAACAUUAGCGAGAGUCUUCAACAGAUGGAUCCAGAAUGCUAACACCAUGCUAAUGGACAUUUCAGAGGCCAUCCCAUACAUCAGAUUCCUUGGAUAUGGAGCUCAGGAAUGUGCUGAUGUGUUGGGUCGUGAUGGACUUCAUCUGAGUCGUGUUGGUGGUAGACAUUGUAGUCAGGUGAUUGAGGAGGAUGUGUAUUCCUGGAGUGAAAUAGCCUAUCAGCAGGAUGUACAUUGGAAUGAAGACAUACGCCAACCACAUUCAGCAGAGAUUGAUGCAUCAAGCUUUGACCAGUGCCUGGCAGCUGCUGUUGAACCAGUCAGUGACCAGAAUGUCCAGGCCAGCAAGCAGCCUCUGUACUCGGAAAUAGUCCGUUUGCCAGCAGCUGAAGUUCCAGAUGUUACCUCAGUGCAGCAUAAUGUGAAGUUACCAAGGCGCAAUGUAUUGAAGGUUGAUGAAUGUGCUAGAUCAGCCAGACCAUGUAACCACAGAUCAAACAAACAUCGAAGGGCAAGGCGAAGAAAAUUUACGCAACACAGACAGCUGAAAGUUCAAAGAUCUGAGCAGUAUAAAGAUCACGUUGAAAUUCUGUUGACAUCUGAUGUAACGGUAAAGGUGAAGGCAGACAAUGUACAUAGCAUCUGGAUGUGCCCGAAAGAAGACGCCAUUACCACAAAGAAGCGCCUACCUGUCUGCUCUACAAUGACUGGAGUUAAGAAGAUAAACAAGCAGACAUGGUUUGACUGCCCCCUUUGCCCAGUGAAGUGUUCUAGAGAAGAUUUCCUACUGGACCAUUUCUGUCGACGCCAUGUUCCUGGAGGGACCAAAUACAAGAAGAACACUGACAAUUCUUUCUGUCAUCGGAAAUCAACGAAGAGCAGCAGAAGUCAGCCAAACUCGAAGAGCACCAUUUCAACAUCCAGCCUGAACCCUGUAGAAAAAACUUCACCUCCCCAUCAAGAUGAAUUGGAUAUCGCAGAUCACGCCGAUUUCUCCAAAUUAAAAUUACUUUUAUCAAAUGAUGUUGAGCAAAAUCCUGGACCUACCUAUCACUGUGAAUGGAAUAAUUGUGGAUUCAUCGGGCUAACAACAACCAGAAUGGGACAACACCUGCGACAACAUGGACGAGAAGAGGAAUGCAAAUGGGCGCAAUGCAAUGGAUUUCAGCGAACGAGCUACGAAGACCUGGAGUUACACAUUAUACACGACCACUUCUUUGAUGACAGAAUCACCUUUCCUUCCCUAGAUGAUUGGCUGGAAUAUCUCCCAGAAAAAAGAAUCGACCCAGAAACCACUGAUUUACGCUUCUGUCCAAAACACCUGAGAAGCAAGCUGAAGUUGUUACUGUUUGAUGAGGACUACCUGGACAUGCCGACAAACAAAUCAUACACAAUGAGCGACCACCUGUGUACACUGGAUUUUGAAAUAUGUUUCAGUUUGAGCGAACAGACUCCAACUUUGGCUUCCAGCUUUGCUGUUGAGAAAGGUCAACAAGUUCCACCAGAAGUUCCACCAGAAAUACAUCACGUCUUUAAUGUUUGAGGCAGAUUUUCCACAGCGUCUUCAUCCAAUCUACUUGUGUCGGCAUGUGCAACUACUUAAUCUGAAGGCUUGGAGGGAAUUGUAGCUCAGUGCUUCAUCCUUUAUGUGGAUAAACAAAAGGGAACCAGAAGGAUCGAUCUAAAGACAUUCUUUUCAUAAAUCUGUUGGUGUCAAACAAUAUAAUUUUGAUUGAUCAGUCUUCUUAGUGCCUGUAGUGAACAGUAUGUAUUGUAUUAUAUGUAGUAUAAUAAUCAAUUAAGUGUUGAUAAAUGUCUUACAAUUAUCGUAUAACCCUUUAUAUCAAGUUUUGUUAUUUAAUUGUAGAACAGCAAAAGAAACAUUUGUGGAUUUUAAAAGAUAAGGCAGAGACUAUGUUUACACUGUAAAUGUUCAACUGGUGAAUUCCAUUAUUUGUUGCAAUAUCUAGAUUUUGAUAAUGUAAGGAAUGAUUUCUGAUUAAAGUAUUACAAUAGGAA